UGACAGUCUCGUCAUCUCCCGCGUAUGUAACCCGCCAUCUUGUCGCGCCGUGAAGGAGAAGAGACGCAGCUUGCUUCAGAUAUGGCGGACUACAGCAGCGUGGCUCCCCCGUCCAGCGGUGGCGGAAUGAAUGACGCUUUUAAAGACGCUUUGCAGCGAGCAAGACAGAUUGCAGCAAAAAUCGGCGGCGAUGGCGUUGCGGCCCCCCCGACGGGCGAGUUUGGCUACGGAGGUCAAAAAAGGCCCCUGGAGGACGCUGGUGGGUAUUUUCCCAUGCCUAACCUGAAUAUCGACCAACCAGAGACUAAGAAAGUGGCGACCAAUGAUGCUUUUUCGGCUAUGGGAGCGAUGGGCGGCCCCCCGAGAUCGGUUUCAGAGGAAUUCAAAGUUCCUGAUGGAAUGGUUGGAUUCAUUAUUGGAAGAGGCGGCGAACAAAUCUCGCGUCUGCAGCAGGAGUCUGGAUGCAAAAUACAGAUUGCUCCUGACAGUGGAGGCAUGCCUGAUAGGUCAGUUACUUUGACAGGAGGAGCUGAUGCAAUCCAGACGGCCAAAAGGCUGCUGACAGAAAUUGUCGAGAAGGGACGACCGUCCCCGGCGUUCCACCACAAUGACGGCCCGGGCAUGACAGUACAGGAGAUUAUGGUCCCUGCCUCUAAAGCCGGCCUUGUCAUUGGCAAAGGUGGGGAGACGAUCAAGAGCCUUCAGGAAAGAGCUGGAGUGAAAAUGGUCAUGAUUCAAGAUGGCCCCCAAAACACAGGCGCUGACAAACCUCUCCGUAUAUCGGGAGAACCCUUUAAAGUUCAGCAAGCCAAAGAAAUGGUGAUGGACCUCAUCAGAGACCAGGGUUUCAGAGAGCAGAGGGGCGAAUACGGCUCCAGAAUCGGAGGUGGCGGCGGUGCCGGGGGUGAAAGUUUAGAUGUUCCGGUUCCUCGGUUCGCAGUCGGGAUUGUCAUCGGCAGGAACGGAGAGAUGAUUAAGAAGAUCCAGAGCGACACGGGGGUCAGGAUCCAGUUCAAACCAGAUGAUGGUAGUGCACCAGACAGAAUAGCACAGAUCAUGGGUCCUCCUGAGCAGGCUCAGCACGCAGCAGAGAUCAUUUCUGACCUGCUGAGGAGUGUUCAAGCUGGUGGGCCUCCUGGUCACGGUGGUGGUGGCGGCAGAGGCCGAGGACGCGGGCAGGGCAAUUGGAACAUGGGGCCGCCUGGUGGCCUUCAAGAAUUUAGCUUCACUGUACCGACCAUGAAGACCGGCCUCAUUAUUGGAAAAGGUGGUGAGACCAUUAAAGGCAUCAGCCAACAGUCAGGAGCCAGGAUUGAGCUCCAGAGGAAUCCUCCUCCCAACUCGGACCCUAACGUCAAGAUGUUCACCGUAAGGGGCUCACCCCAGCAAAUCGACUAUGCCAGGCAGCUGGUAGAGGAGAAGAUUGGGGGACCCGUCACUCCAAUGGGUGGCCCCCAUGGGCCCCCUGGUCCACAUGGAGGUCCAGGCCCACAUGGUCCUCCAGGCCCUCCAGGACCCCCUGGUGCCCCCAUGGGUCCCUACAACGCUGGGCCUUACAACCAGGGACCCCCAGGACCGCAUGGUCCCCCUGCACCUUACCAGCCUCAGGGGUGGGGGAACGGUUACCCUCACUGGCAGCAGGGACAGCCUGAUCCAAGUUCAGACAAAGCAGCAGCUGACGCUAAUGCCGCUGCGUGGGCGGCCUACUACGCCCAGUAUGGCCAGCAACCUCAAGCGCCCAUGACGCCCACUGGUGGAGCACCGGGUGCCACUCAGUCAAAUGGUCAAGGUGACCCACAGGCUGCAGGUCAGAGUGGACAGGCAGAUUACACCAAGGCCUGGGAGGAUUAUUACAAGAAAAUGGGUCAACAGAAUCAACAACCUCAGGACUACACCAAAGCCUGGGAAGAGUAUUAUAAGAAACAAGGUCAAGCGGCCCCUCAGGCGGCAGCACCCGCGGCCGCUGCGGCUCCCACCACACAACCUGGCGGCCAGCCCGACUACAGUGCCGCCUGGGCCGAGUACUACCGGCAGCAGGCAGCCUACUACGGCACGGGCAACCCUCAGACCAUGGGAGCGGCCCCGCAAGCGCCUCAGUGUUCCCCCCCAACUCCCCCAGACCUUGCACCUUAGGUUCUGCUGCAGUAACCCAGGUAAGCAAAGCCUAAGGAAACUAAAAUGAAAUGCAGUGGAAUCUCCAAAGAGGAACAAUUUCCAGAAUUGAUUGGGAAAAAUAGUAGUGUGAUUGUCAGCUUAUUGGAAAUGCUGCGACUGUGCUUAUGCCUUUAGUGGGGAGAAGUGUACUCAUGAUGAUUGUUUCUGAAAGCUACGAUUUCUGAAAAGGUCAUCCUGCUUCGUAAAAUCAGAUGUUCAUGCAGGGUUUCCCUCAGAAAACUUGCAAAGCCUGGUGGUAGAGAAAAAUAAAAUGUUAACUCUUUCAUUGACAUUGUUAGACAUGCGAUCAUGCGGCGCUUUUCAUCCUUCUGCUGUGAAUUUAAUAACGGGUAGACAUCCAGUACAGUUGAACUGGGAAUUCUGGCAGCGAAUGAACACUGAUGUCCCAUCAUUGUCAAUGGCAGUUAAAUUGUCAGGAAUUUUAUUCCUUAUUGUAAACCAUUUAUUCACAAUAUUUGAACAUGGAGGCUCACAAAAAGGCAGUUUUUGAAAAAUGCAGUGCAGUGCAACGGCCAAGCUAGGACGUGUUUGUACACAUAUCGACCGUCAGAAGUUCCUAUUGCGCUUUUAACCGUAUUCCCAGACGUGGUUAUGAAUACUUUUCAUACUUCUGUUGUUAGCACUGUUUUACUCUGGCGGGGGGAAAAGGAAAGCCUGGGGGCCCACCAGGCUUAUAAAGAUCUGGGGGAAACACUGUCAUGUGUGAAAGUGAUUACAUAUGUACGUUGAGUUUAUUAAAACUUCACUUUUGUAGGUCGAAUACUCAUUUGGCUAGUCAUUGUAUUGCAAUUAUUUUUCCCCCC
Corythoichthys intestinalis (scribbled pipefish) is the source of this 2978-nucleotide messenger RNA. RefSeq names its product far upstream element (FUSE) binding protein 1 (gene fubp1). Gene Ontology annotation, biological process: regulation of DNA-templated transcription. Gene Ontology annotation, cellular component: nucleus; cytoplasm. NCBI's taxonomy places the organism in Eukaryota, Metazoa, Chordata, Actinopteri, Syngnathiformes, Syngnathidae. The coding region runs from base 82 to 2133 and encodes 683 amino acids. The record is from RefSeq and is a predicted model, not a curated record. The transcript is spliced from 20 exons. Gene Ontology annotation, molecular function: mRNA binding.